Hibiscus syriacus is the source of this 712-nucleotide messenger RNA. RefSeq names its product agamous-like MADS-box protein AGL29. Gene Ontology annotation, biological process: positive regulation of transcription by RNA polymerase II. NCBI's taxonomy places the organism in Eukaryota, Viridiplantae, Streptophyta, Magnoliopsida, Malvales, Malvaceae. The coding region runs from base 69 to 605 and encodes 178 amino acids. The record is from RefSeq and is a predicted model, not a curated record. The transcript has a single exon. Gene Ontology annotation, molecular function: DNA-binding transcription factor activity, RNA polymerase II-specific; protein dimerization activity; RNA polymerase II cis-regulatory region sequence-specific DNA binding.
UACCCCUUAUAAAUGGUGACCCCUUGAGCAAAUUUUUAUGCAUUGAAAAUAUUUCUGAGAAGGAAACCAUGGGUAGGCGAAAAAUCGAGAUGAAAAUGGUGAUGGAUAGCAGCUCGAGGCAAGUGACUUUCUCGAAGCGCCGAACAGGGCUGUUCAAGAAAGCGAACGAGCUCGCCACCCUUUGCGGCGCUCAAGUAGCCAUCGUGGUUUUCUCCCCCGGCGGCAAGCCUUACUCGUUCGGGCAUCCGAACGUCGAGACGGUGGCGGAGCGGUUUCUAAGUCAGGGCGGGAGACCGAAAGUUUCUAUUCCGGAUCAAGUUGUUGAUCAGUCGGCUGAAGUUAGAAAGCUCGGUCGACAACUCAACGCCCUUCUCAAGCGGCUGCAGGCGGAGAUGAAGGAAGGAGAGAUGCUCGAAGAGGCGAUCACGGCUAGGCGUCAAAAACUGAAGCACCGAAAACCUGCUAACGAACUCAACGUGGAUGAGCUUUUGGAGAUGAAGGAAUCAAUGGAGAAGCUUCGUGAGAAAAUCAGAGGUCGGAUUAGUGAGUUGGAAGCAUCGUAUUCUUUGCUGCUGCUGUCAAAAAUGGCCGUCCAACAAGCUUGAAUCAUAAAUAACUGGCUAAAAACACCAUGCUUUUAGAUCUCUGAAAUCAAAAUGCACAGGUAGAUGGUGGUUUGUUCUUGAAAAGAAUUUGAUCCAAAUUUCCCAAA